This is a messenger RNA of Megalobrama amblycephala (Wuchang bream), 1405 nucleotides long. Its product is annotated as transmembrane protein 205. The coding region runs from base 209 to 775 and encodes 188 amino acids. NCBI's taxonomy places the organism in Eukaryota, Metazoa, Chordata, Actinopteri, Cypriniformes, Xenocyprididae. The transcript is spliced from 4 exons. The record is from RefSeq and is a predicted model, not a curated record.
CACAUAAACGCAUAAACCCCGCCCACCGGUCUGACUGCCAGUCCGAGAGUUACUACAGCUGCAGACCGGUUCCUCCUUCAUCGUAUAUUUAUGGUGUUCUACCCACCGUGACGCGCAACCAGCCACCAACGAUUUACAUAGUCACGGCUGAUCGUCCGCACAGUGGCAGUGAGUGAGGGAGGUGAAAGACAAUAGUGUGCCCGUGACAAUGUCUGCAGACAGAGAGCCUCCCGUCACUGCUAAACUCCUUCACCUCAUGUUUCUCUCCACCUUCUGGGGAAUGCAGAUAUGGGUCACCUUUAUAUCGGGCUUUGUGAUGGACAACCAUCUAAACCGACACACGUUUGGCUUCAUCCAGAGCCGGCUCUUCCCGUUUUACCUGCAUAUCGGCUCAGCCUGUGCUUUCUUCAAUCUCACCAUCUUCGCCAUGUACCAUCCCAGCAACAUGCUGGAUGACAGAGAGGCCUUCCAGAUCUUCAUUUAUUUUGUGUGUGUGACUGUGGCAGCAGUAAAUGCCCAGUGGUUUGGUCAGAUGACCUCGGAAAUCAUGGCGGACAUGCACCUGAUUGAGCAGGCCUGCGGAUUGGGUCAGGACAUCGGACUCUCAUCCAAUCGGGAAGCUUACGCCAAGCUCUGCGAGACGGACCCCAAGUAUAAAAAGCUGAGUGGUCGGCUGUGGCUGUACCACCUGCUGUCCUCCCUCUGUAACCUCUGCUGUAUCGUAUGUAACGGAUACAGCCUAUAUUACCUGGCAGAAAACCUCACCACACUCUGAUGACCUUCCUGUAACAUAGUGGAGCUCUACUCCCAUAAUGCAAUUCAAAACCUUCGGUUAGUGUCUGUGUGACUCCGGCAGCAACGACCUGCUCUCAGGUACUGGAUUACUUCCUGACAAAUCUGGUCAUUCUUGUAAUGGAUUGUCUUUUUUAAUCUUCGUUGUGCUAAUUUUAGUGUAGAUAUUUUUGUUUUUUGUAAAAGUUAUAGAUAAUGAUAUUUAAAUUAAAAUAUGUUACACUGCAUGCUUGAGGAAUGGGGGAAAAAAAUGGGAAGUGGAAUUCAAAAACAUUUUUUUUUUUUUUCAUUCUAGAAGUUAUGGCACAUAUUUUCUGUUUUCUGAACAAAAGCAACCUCACUCUAUCACAAAACAAAUUAAUUUAUCAAAUUAUUUGAUUUCUCUGUUUCAACAGCCUGGACUGCUAAUUAUGCUCCCACCUGAAUGUUGAAAUAGAUCGUAAAUAAAAUGCACCUAGCACCAGUUGUACCACAGAAUGUGGUCAUGCACAUUAUAUAAGAACUUCAAAGGCAUAAUAUGUAAGAUUUUUGGAUUAAAAUUUUGGCUUCCAAAAACCACUAGAACAGUGUUGUAUAUUUUGAGUUAUCCUAAAUGUUUCCAAAAAUGUUUAAA